AUGAGCAAUAAAUCAAAGAAACCCAUUAGAUCAAAUCCAAAAUUGUAUGUUGACGUAGAAAAAAGAUGGUAUGCUAUAAAACUUUCAAACUUAGAAGACUCUCAUCAAUCUUCCACAAACAAUAAUAACAAUAGCACAGACAAACACACAGAAGCAAAGAAAUUACUGACAGAAGAGAAUGAAAGAUAUGAAACAAAUUUUAGACAAAAAUUAUCAUCAGAUGAUCGUAAUUUUUAUACAACAAUGUUAAAAUCUGGUACAUUAAAUGAUAAAUUAUCAACAUUAUCUAUUCUGGUCGAUGAGUCUCCGCUUCAUUCUGUAAAAUAUUUUGAGACAUUACUUGCAAUGGCAGAAAAAAAAAGUAGAAAUGAAGCAGUUCAAUCAAUAUUCACUAUAAUGAGUUUAAUGAUUGAAUCGGUUUUACCUGAUAGAAAACUUAAGCGAUCGUUGGCACAUGAUGUGUUGGAUCAUGUAAGGCAGCAAAUGGUUAAAAUAAUUUUUACAUUGUAUAGAGAUAAACCAGAACAAGAACAAAAUUUAUUAAGACUAUUAGUAUUUAAAUUGGGGGAUUCAGACCGUAAAGUGGCAUCUAAAGCUUCAUUUAUGAUAAAUCAACUUUAUGAAUCACAUCCAAAAAAGAAAUUAGAUGUAAUAAAAGAAAUAGAACAAUUAAUAUUAUCACCUGGAGCAAAUCAUCACACACAAUAUUAUGGAAUAAUAUCAUUAAAUCAAACCAUCCUUAAAAACCAUGAAAAGGAUGUUGCAAAUAAAUUGAUUGAAAUUUAUUUUGUAAUGUUUAGAAAAUUGAGGAAAAAUAUUAAUUAUAAAGUUGUUGAUGAUGAAAAUGGAAAUAUUGAUCAGGAUCUUAUAGAUUCAAAAAUGGUGUCAGCAAUAUUAACAGGAAUUAACAGGGCAUUCAAAUUCGCUAAAGUAGAUGAUAACAUGUAUAAAGAAAAUAUUGAUAUAUUAUUUAAAUUUACUCAUAUUGGAAAUUUCAAUAUAAGUAUACAGGCAUUAAUGUUAAUAUAUCAAGUAUCAUUAACAAAAGAAGAAUUUUCUGAUAGAUUUUAUCGAACACUUUAUGAUUCAUUACUUGAUCCACGUCUAAUACAUUCCUCCAAACAAGCAUUGUACUUGAACCUUUUCUUUAAAGCUUUGAAAAAUGAUAAUCUGAUUAGUAGAAUACAAGCUUUUCUCAAAAGACUAGUACAAAUAUGCAAUCAUCAACAACCACAUUUUAUUUGUGGUGCUUUUUAUAUGAUUGCUAAUGACAGGAUAUAUGAUGGUCGUAAAAGAGAUCCAAAAUAUUGCAAUGCAGAUCAAACUUGUAUCUGGGAAUUGUGUUCAUUUCUUGAUCAUUUCCAUCCAACUGUUUCGCUAUAUGCAAAAAAUAUAAUCACCAACAUAAAAAUUAACUCACAACCAGAAAUUCAUUUACACACACUGACUCAUUUCUUGGAUAGAUUUGUUUAUCGUAAUCCUAAAAAAAAUGAUAGUGUCAAAGGUGGUGGAAGCGUUCUACUACAACCUAGCGUCAAAGCUAUUUCAGAACAAGGUAUGGUUGUUAUGAAAAAAGGUGCAGGAAUCGGUAAGGAUGAAUUGAAUGUUAAUUCGGAAGAAUUUUGGAGGAAAAAACUGGAUGAUGUGCCUGCUGAUCAAGUAUAUACAAUGAUACUUGCCGAUGAAAAUGUUGGAUCAGACGAAGAGGAAGAAAUCGAGAAAGAAAUUUGGAAGGCAAUGAAACAAGAAAAAGACAAAGAAAUAAUAAACAAAGCUAAUAUUCGUGGCAAAAUUAAGAAUGUUAUUUAUUUUUUCCAUGACAAAAAAUACGUGAUAGUUAUUAAUAAAGUUACUCGCUUAUAUGCAAUUAGAUUAAUUAACUAUGAAGAUGAUGGUGGAGACGGAGUGGAAAUAUUAGCAGUUAAGAGAUUUCCUGACUUGAUAGGGUUUUAUCUAACAAAGGAAGAAGUUGAGAAUAAAGUCGAAAAAAAUGAACGUACACAAAACUUAUUAACUGAUAUAUUCAUAAUUAAAAGAGAAAUAUAUGAACUAAAAGAAAUGAUUCUUGGAGAAAUAAAAACUCAUUCAAAUCUAGAACGUGAG
Molecule: messenger RNA, 2103 nt
Organism: Entrophospora sp. SA101
Lineage: Eukaryota; Fungi; Glomeromycota; Glomeromycetes; Entrophosporales; Entrophosporaceae
Source: the annotation of a GenBank genome assembly